CUUCUCGUAUCUAGGGUUUUCUAAGAGCUUGGCAUCUCUUCCAAAACAAAAGCAGCAGCCGCAGUGUAACACAGUGAAACCCUAGCCAUGUCUCUGGUUGCGAACGAAGAGUUUCAGCACAUUCUUCGUGUGCAAAACACAAAUGUUGAUGGAAAGCAGAAGAUCAUGUUCGCUAUGACCUCUAUCAAAGGUAUCGGUCGCCGUUUUGCUAACAUUGCUUGCAAAAAAGCCGAUAUCGAUAUGAACAAGAGGGCUGGUGAGCUUACUGCUGCAGAGCUUGAUAGCUUGAUGGUAGUUGUGGCUAAUCCUCGCCAAUUCAAAAUCCCAGAUUGGUUUUUGAACAGACAGAAGGAUUACAAGGAUGGCAAGUUUUCCCAAGUUACAUCUAAUGCCCUUGACAUGAAACUUAGGGAUGACUUGGAAAGGCUGAAGAAGAUCAGGAAUCACCGUGGUUUGCGUCACUAUUGGGGCCUCCGUGUCCGUGGUCAGCACACAAAAACCACUGGCCGCAGGGGAAAGACUGUUGGUGUCUCCAAGAAGAGAUAGAUUAUCUACCUAUGUUUUAUGCUUUCUCUUUAGAUUGCGGAAUCUGGACACUUGCAAAAAGUUUGUUAGGGUAUUUUUGUAUUGUUUGCAUUUGAACUUUCUUGCCCUGCCUUUUGGAGAUCUAUAGUUCCUAUAAAUCUUCCCAUGGCAGUGCAAGCAUGUUUUAACUUUUGGGAUCAAAGUUUUGUCGAUUGCACUUGGAUUAAUACAUCAAAUAUGAGUACUUUUU
This is a messenger RNA of Solanum verrucosum, 775 nucleotides long. Its product is annotated as 40S ribosomal protein S18. Bases 88 to 546 code for a protein of 152 amino acids. Lineage: Eukaryota; Viridiplantae; Streptophyta; Magnoliopsida; Solanales; Solanaceae. The record is from RefSeq and is a predicted model, not a curated record. Gene Ontology annotation, cellular component: small ribosomal subunit; cytosol; ribosome. Gene Ontology annotation, biological process: translation. Gene Ontology annotation, molecular function: structural constituent of ribosome; RNA binding. The transcript is spliced from 4 exons.